UUUUGCUUCCCUCUGGAUAACCGAGUUCGGCUGGCGUUCAAGGGUUCCCUAACUUAGCAGACAAGUGAUUUCGAUCCAUCACCACGAGUCGCGACGGAGAUACCAGACAAGAUGCAAAGAAGACAGGGAUAUAGUCCGGAAACGGAGCGACCGACGGGGCGGGAACGGAGUCCCGGAACUUUGGAUAGGGGAAUCCGGGUCCCGCUUGCGGGGAAGAAGGAGAACGGACAGCUGCGCAUUCACGUGACCGGAAGUCGGAAGCACGUGUAUCGGAAGCCCGGGCCGGGCGAAGAGGUUCAGCUAGUGAAGAGCACCAUGGCUGCGAGCCCCGGAGAACGGCGGCUCUUCGUGGGCGGCCUCGGGCCCUCGGUCACGCAGGACGACGUGCGUGCGCAGCUGGGCCGCUUCGGGGUCGUGUCCUCCGUGGAGCUCGUGUCUCGGGUAAAUGAGCUCGGGCUCCCGGAGAAGACCUUCGCCUAUGCCAACGUGCGGCUCUCUGAAGGUGACCUGAAGAAGUGUAUGUCCGCUUUAAACAAGACCACCUGGAAGGGCGGCACCCUGCAGGUCCAGCUGGCCAAAGAGAGCUUCCUGCACAGGCUGGCAGAGGAGAGGCUUCAAGCCAAAGCGCAGCAGGAGGCCUGCCCACAAGGGGGCAGCACAGCCAGCCCACCCACAAUCUUGGAGUUCCAUAUGAAAAAAGCUGUGCCGGGAACCGAGGUGCCGGGACACAAGGACUGGGUCGUGAGCAAGUUUGGUAGAGUCCUGCCCGUCCUUCACCUGAGGAGCCAGAACCGGCGUAAGAUCUUAAAAUACGAUCCAUCAAAAUAUUGCCACAACCUAAAGAAGUUUGAGCAAGACGUCACAAAAACCGUCUCCGUUUCUGACCUCACUUGGAAAUUGGAAGGGGGAGAUGAUGUGAUGAGUAAGAAGCGACAAGGGCAGUUCCCUGCCUUCAGAAGCCAUCCAGUGAAGAGAGCAAAGGUGGAGGGCAGUCCCUUCCCCUCCUCCCGAGCCGCGGGACGUCCUGAGCCGCCAUCUGCAGCCCACCCAAACACGGCGCGUCCCCAGCCAGCUGCCUCCCAGAAGGCCCCGAAGCCAGAAGCGGGCCCCCUUCGCUCUUCAAAGUCACUCAGCGUCCGAAGCAGAAACGCCACGUCUGAUGACGACGUUGAUUCUGAAGAAGAAUUGAAAGCCAUGAUAGCAGAAGAGAAAUCCCGAAGGCCUGCCCUCCCCGAGACAAACGGCACUGAAAGGGAUUCCUUUGAAGUGGUCAGCAGUGACUUCAAGCCAAACCCCCCCAGAGCGGGGGGGACACCCAGAAGACCCCAGGCCCCUCGCUCAGACAGCCCCGCUCAGCUUGCCGAAGACGACCAGGAGUACGACUCGGGGGACACAGACGAAAUCAUUGCCUGCGGGAAAAACGGCGACCAGAGCAAAGACGAGCCAAAAAUGUCACCAAAAGAGAAACCCAAAGCAAAAGCGAAGGCCGCUGUGAGAAACGGAACAAAUUGUGCCCGUGCUACCCGUGGGAUUAACAAAAGGGAGUCAGCCGAUUGUACAAAGCACGUCACUAAGAAGCCGGGGGGCGCGCCCCCCGGAUCCGAGGAUGGCGAGUCUGAGGAGGAUCUGGACUACGAAGCCAUGAUGACUAACUGCUAUCGCCUGGACCUCACCUUGACCGACUUGGAAAAGCUGGCAACCGAAGCUGCCGAGGGCCCUGGGGGGAGCGUCCGACGGACUAAGCGGGCGCUCCCCGAGGGAGAGGGUGCCGGUUCUGGCCAGAAGACUAAGAAGGCUCCUAAAGGGGCUCGGUGCAUCAAUCCCAAGGACAUCCUGGCUUCCCUCUUAGAAGGGGAGGAGAAAACCAGGGACCAGAACCCACCGAAGGAAAGUAUGCCGAAAGCCAAGUUUCAGGCUUUCAAAGGGGUGGGGGCGCUCUAUGGCGGGGAGACACCAAAAAGGCCCUUUAGGAACGGUGGAAUCGCCGCUCAUGUAAAAGCACCCAAUUCUCUGAAACAGGCAGCAUCUCCCAUUGGUUCUCUGGGAAAACAAGCCUUUGAUUUGAAUACUCUUUCUGGUGAUGAAAUGUCUGCGUCCCAAGAUGGGAGGGAAGCGGAGGAGGCAAACAGCCCUCCACAUCAUCCUAAAAAACCGCCAAGGAGGCGGGCAGCCACUGGAGAGCAGCUUGAUGCUGGCCCCUCCCCCUCCCCUGGUUCUGCUUCUGGCCUGUCCCCGUUGGGCUCCAAGAAGCCCUCGAGGCUUUCUGCAGAAACUUGUAGGAUGGACUCGAGAGGGCGUGGUGGCCUUGGCGCCUCGGCAGUGGGAGACCCCUGCCGGGAAAGCAGUGAUCCCGUCACCCUCGGACCCCCGCCAGGGACGGCCUCUUCUCGUGUGCCAGAGAAGGACCCCCCGGGGACGGUCCAGAAGGAGCCGGAAGGUCCCCGUGAUGCUCCUGCCGAUGCCGUCGGCCCUCAGAAGCCCUCUCAGGAUAACGAGAAGCGCUUGGCGGCCUUGGAGGAGAGGAAGAGAGCGCGGGAGCUGCAGAAGCGGUUGGUGCACAGCGCUCUCUCCGGCUUGGACGGCCGGCCAGUGAGCAAACCGACGCACAUCCUGUUCAACUCCGACAGCGAAGAAGAGACGGACGUGAAAGGUGACGCCCAUGAGAAGCCCCUUCCGGACAGUGGCGGCAAACGAGAUUCUAAAGCCUCCGGGAGACUCUUUGAGAGCAGCGAGGACGAGGAGGAGACCGAGGAGGACCGAGCCCGCUUCCAAAUUAAGCCCCAGUUUGAAGGCAAAGCUGGAAAGAAGCUCAUGAGUUUACAGUCCCACUUUGGCGCUGAUGACCGGUUUCGAAUGGACGCUCGCUUUCUGGAAAGUGAGAGUGAAGAGGAAGAGGAAGAGCUAAAAGAGGCCCCAACGGCUGAGGAGGAGGAGCUCGUGGCGGAGAAGAGGAAGAACCUGGAGCUGCUCAGGAACAUCCUGCACGUGGGCCAGGCUCCGAAACCCAGCCGAGAGGAAGUGGCCUCCAAGCGCUUCAGGAACGUCGUACGCUAUGACCCGACGAGGCUGGACCACGCCACGUUCGAGAGGAAAGCCGAGCCCGAGGAAAAGGAGAGCAAAGCCAAACGCAGGAAGAAACGGGCCGAGGCCGAGGCGCUGCCCGCCGUCUCCAAGGACCAGUACUACAGCAUCGCCGCCGACCUCAAGGAGCGGUUCCGGGCCCCGGAGCCGGAGCCGACGGCGGGAGCCGGCAGCCCUGGCAGCGAGACUCCCGAGGCGGGGGAGAUGGCCGGCCCCCCCACGGGCUCCGGCGAGUUCACCUUCUCCUUCUUUGGCCUGGACGUCGGGGAGCACGAGGAAGCUCCUUACAGGGUUGAGACCAAGACAGGAGGGCGCAAGGCCUGGCAGCAGGACCCCCGUUUCCAGGACAGCAGCUCGGAGGAAGAGGAGGAGGAGGAGCCCCGGCCUCCAGAUGGGAGCACAGCAGCAGCCCAGCCAGAGGAGACGCCGGCGUCCAAGGCUCUGAGCAGCAGGUUCUUCUUCUUCUCCGAGGACGACGAGCGCUUACGGGCGGGUCCUGGGUCGUUCUGGCAAGGCUCCGGAAGCCAGCCCAGCGGCGAAGCCUGGGAGUCCAGAACCCUGGCUCUGCUGCAGGACUGCCGCAAGAAACACAAAUCGGCCCGGAGGAAGGCCAAGCCCUAGGCCACGGCGCCCUUCCCGAGAGGCCUCCCGGAGGACCAGCAGAGGGGCCGCGCUGAAGCCGGUCCCGCCUCGGACACGCGGCCACUCGGCCAGGCCCGGAACUGCCCCGGGGGCCCCGCGGCCUCCUGUGGUCCUUAGGAUCGGUGGGGUCCGAAGGCCCUGCCCCCGCUGACGGCCCGGCGAGCGCCCAGAGGCCGGAGACCCCGCCAAGCGUCGUCCUCAGAGUCGCCGGCAGAGGCGGCUCCUGCGUCUCUCUGGGGGCGCCAGACCUUCUGAACCAACGAGGCGUCGUCCUGAGCCACGACAAAAGGCAAAAAGUUUAAUUUUUCAAAAGCCAAAGCGGCCCGAGGACGGGCCGGCUGCCACGUGACGGCCACGUCCGAGGGGCCCCUCCCCGGCUCUGUCCGUGCUGACCGCUGUGUAAAUAAGAUGGCUAUUUAUUGACGACUGUG
Molecule: messenger RNA, 4154 nt
Organism: Antechinus flavipes (yellow-footed antechinus)
Lineage: Eukaryota; Metazoa; Chordata; Mammalia; Dasyuromorphia; Dasyuridae
Gene: NOL8
Product: nucleolar protein 8
Exons: 16
Coding region: 112-3702 (1196 amino acids)
Molecular function (GO): RNA binding
Source: RefSeq, a predicted model, not a curated record